This is a messenger RNA of Ipomoea nil (Japanese morning glory), 2532 nucleotides long. RefSeq lists its product as uncharacterized. The record is from RefSeq and is a predicted model, not a curated record. Gene Ontology annotation, molecular function: DNA binding; protein binding. Bases 594 to 2279 code for a protein of 561 amino acids. NCBI's taxonomy places the organism in Eukaryota, Viridiplantae, Streptophyta, Magnoliopsida, Solanales, Convolvulaceae. The transcript is spliced from 10 exons.
UUGUUAGGGGAGGUUUGGUUUGCGAUUGCCUGCCUUGUCGAAUGUAUCGUAACGUUCCGAAUAGUUUAUUCUGCUUAGUCUCUGGUGAUAUCAUUUGAACUCACAGUCUAUUGCUAUUCUCUACCUGCCCUCCUCACCUCCGACGAGCUUUCUUCCUCUCCCUCGUUUACCAUAACCUUUCCUAUUUUCCCUAUUCAUCAAGAUGUACAAUCCACAUUCAGCGUACAAAUUUUCCAGUUGUUUAGCAACCCAGAGUUUCUAUUAGGGGGGGACUUGUUGUUGCUGCCAAGUUAUCGUAUUUAUGGUUCUGCAUUUCUUGGAGUGGUCGAAAGUCAUUUAUUUCUGCAAAAGUAAGAACAAAACACCGGGUUUUGGUUAAUGAGUGUUUCAAUUUCCAAAUAUUCUGUUCUGGGGAAGCAUUGAGGUUCUUGAUGCUUGUAAUGAAAUAGAGGAAAGUGUUGCAAAAGUUGAAUUCUCAAUGAAGUAGGUCAAAACUUGCAAAUUAAACUUCCUUGUAUUCCUUGCAAAGACUGGAAAUGCCAUAUGAAAUGCUCUGGGGCUAGCAUGUUGCCUAAUUCUAAGCCUCUAGCAAUAUGAAAGCAGAUUCAGGCUUCUGGGUGGAGGAAACUAAAGAUCAGUUCCCCUUUCCAUUAAAAAGGAAAAGGAGUUUUAAAUCAAAAAAAUUAGAAUUUGUUGGAUGGGGAUCCAAACCUUUGAUUGAAUUUCUACAAUCAAUUGGUAGAGAAACUAGUAGAGAGUACUCUAGGCAUGAGGUGAAUGCCAUUAUCCUUGAUUAUGUAAAUUCUAAUAACCUUCUUAAUCCAAAAAAGAAGAAGAGAAUCUUAUGUGAUGAAAAACUUAAGACUCUUUUUGGAAAGAAAUCAAUUCCUAGGAUUAAGAUUUAUGAUUUGUUGGGAAUGCACUUCAUUGAGAAUCGUGAUGACUCAGAUGAAGAAAGCAGUUCAGCACAGGAGGAUGCAGAAGGGGAGGAUGGUUAUUUGGUAUCAAAGGAAAGGAAGACAUCAAUACCUCAAAAGAAGAAAGUCCAGGAGGCUCCCAAAAGCUGUUUUGCAGCACUGACUUCUCAAAAUAUUAAGCUUAUUUAUUUGAAGAGGACCUUACUUCAGAGUCUCUUGAAGAGCGAUGAGAGCUUUGAAGAUAAAGUAGUGGGCAGCUUUGUGAGGAUCAAAUCUGAUCCAAAUGAUUUCCUCCAGAAAAAUUCUCACCAGCUUCAGCAAGUUACAGGUGUCAAGAAGACAUUUGGGUCUGGAGAUGCUGGUAUGGAAACUUACCUUCAGCUUUCAAAUUGGACAAAAGAUGUUCUCAUAUCUUCAUUGUCGGAGGAUGACUUCUCAGAGGGAGAAUGUGAGGAUUUGCGUGAAAGAGUAAAAGCUGGCUUGCUCAAGAGACUUACUGUUGUGGAGCUUGAAUUAAAGGCCCAUGUUCUACAUGAGGAUAUCACCAAACAUUGGAUUGAAAAAGAAAUCAAAAUGUUACAAAGGCGCAUCGAUCACGCGAAUGAAAAGGGAUGGCGGAGAGAAUUAUAUGAUUACUUGCAGAAAAGGAAGCUGCUCAUGACAGAAAGUGAGCAAGAAAGAUUGUUGUCAGAGAAGCCAAAGGUAGUAGCUGAAGAACUAGAACCUGAAGCUACAAAGGCAGGUGCUUCAGAAAGAGAUGAAGGAAAAAGUGGCUCUCUAGAACCUGAGCAGGCUAGACUUUUUGGUGAGAAUCUAAAGGCAGAAGCUAAAGAACCAGAAAAGGAAACUGUGCUGUUGGAUGCUCCAGAAGAACCAGAAAAGGAAACUAUGCCUUUGGAUGCUCCAGAAAAACCAGAAAAGGAAACUAUGCCAUUGGAUGCUUCAAAAGAACUGGGAGCAGUCAAGUGCUUCCCAGUAUCUACUCUUAGUGAGCCUUCUGAUUUGCUUGCUGCAGGGACGGCCCUUAGUCUGCAAGUUGCGACAAGCCCAACAAGAAACCUGUAUUCUUCUUUUAAAGAAGCAGUGAAGGAAUCUGAGGUCAUUGAAUUGAGUGAUGAUGACGAUGGUGCUAUCGCAAAUGGCAAUCAACUAAUCAGUGCGUGCCCACCCCCUCUAGAUGGAGAGAUAUGGUACUACAUGGAUCCUCAAGGUGCAGUUCAGGGCCCCUUUACGCUAAUCCAAUUGCGUGAAUGGUACUUAUAUUCUUACUUUCAUCCUCAAUUUUGCGUCUGGAAGACUGGGCAAGGCCCGCAGCAAUCUGUCCUGCUGGUUGAUGUGCUUCGCCAAUAUUCGAUGAUCUAGUGUUAGAUUCUUGCAAGUUGUAACCACCCUCCCCCCAACAGAACUAGAAAAACUUGCAUUUGGUGAAUCUAUAAAUUUACUUGAUUAAAGUUUUUUUUUUUUUUUUUUUUGUUCCUGUUUUUGUAAUAGACAGGACAAGAAUGAAGUUUGGGACAAUGUGAUCUCAUGUUUUCAUACAUGCCCCUUUGUUCCAUAGGGCUAAUAUGGUUUUGGGAUCAGACCAAAUUAUAUUAUGCCAGUGUUAUUUUGUCAA